This is a messenger RNA of Emericellopsis atlantica, 1641 nucleotides long. RefSeq lists its product as uncharacterized. Gene Ontology annotation, molecular function: metallocarboxypeptidase activity. NCBI's taxonomy places the organism in Eukaryota, Fungi, Ascomycota, Sordariomycetes, Hypocreales, Bionectriaceae. Gene Ontology annotation, cellular component: fungal-type vacuole lumen. The record is from RefSeq and is a predicted model, not a curated record. The transcript has 3 exons. Bases 1 to 1641 code for a protein of 546 amino acids.
AUGUCUCUCAAAGCAGCGCUCGUCCUCGCCGCCGGCGCCACCGCGUGGGUGACGCCCUCGCGAUUCGCAGAGGAUCAGUUCCAGCUCACCAAGCCGUCCCCCUUCAAAUGUGACCUGCCCCCAGCUCUCGAACCCGCAGGCGACGAUCUGGAGAAUGCUAGCAGCCUCUUCACCGGCAGGGACGCGCUCGACAGACAGGUCAAGCGGCAUCAGGGCAUUGUGCGUGUGCCGAGCGUCUCGUACGACGACAAUGGCGAGCCUGGGGAGGACAGCCGAUGGGAGCCGUUCUACACGCUCCAUGACGUCCUGAGGGAGCUGUAUCCCAACAUUCACCAUCACGCCAAGCUGGACAAGAUCAACACCUUUGGUCUGGUGUACACACUCACAGGCUCCGACGCAUCCCUCAAGCCGACGCUCCUCACAGCCCAUCAAGACGUGGUGCCCGUGCCGGACCCGUCGACCUGGACACACCCACCGUUCGAUGCGCACUUUGACGGCGAGUGGCUCUGGGGCCGCGGCGCAGCCGACGACAAGAGUUCCCUCACCGCACUCAUGUCCGCCGUCGAGGCGCUCCUGGAGCAAGGCUGGACGCCCAAGAGGACGCUAGUGCUCGCCUUUGGCUACGAUGAGGAGUGCUCCGGCUACCGCGGUGCCACCAAGAUUGGCGAGUAUCUCACCGAGAAGUACGGCGACGACGGUGUCGCCGUCAUCCUGGACGAGGGCGGUUUGGGCUUCGAGGCGCCCGAGGAGAAUGUGCUGUACGCCCUGCCGUCGGUGAUGGAAAAGGGCCACAUGGACAUCUGGCUCACGCUCAGCUUUCCCGGUGGCCACUCCUCCGUGCCCCUGGCGCAUACGGCCAUUGGCGUCGCCGCGGAGAUUGUGAGCACGCUCGAGGCGAACCCAUUUGAGCCCCAGCUCCUCGAAAACGGCCCGACGCAUCGCCAUCUGAUCUGCAAUGCCCGCUACUCGCCCGAUGCGAAUCCGACAGUCACUCGACUCGUCAAAAAGGGGGAUCUGCAGGGCCUGGCGGACGAAGUGAUCAAGGUGUUUGGGCGCGGGGGCCGGUACAUGCUCCAGACGUCGCAGGCUGUGGACGUGAUUCAGGGGGGGACCAAGAUCAAUGCCAUGCCGGAGACGGUGGCCGUGGGCGUCAACUACCGCAUCUCCCCGCAGGACAGCAUCGAGAGCAUCCAGGACACCGUGUUGGCCAACAUCAAGACCGUGGUCGACAAGUACGGACUGGACGUCAAGGCUUUCCAGGGCGAGGGCGAGGGCGAGGCCUCGGCUGCGGUCGCCAACGCAAACGGGACACUGUAUCUCGAGGCGAACCAAGUCUUCCAGCCCACGCCUACCGCGCCAACCGAGGGCAAGGUUUGGGAUGUCUUCUCGGGGACCAUCCAGCACACCUUUGGAUCAGGAGACGCCAGGACCGUCGUCCCUGUGGGGGAGAUUAUGCUUGGCAACACGGAUACAAGGCACUACCUGAACCUCUCGCCCAACGUCUACCGCUGGAACCCCAUCUCGCGCGACGCCGCCAUCAACAUCCACACGGUGGAUGAGAGGCUCCGGAUGGAGGACCAACUGCGGAUGGUGCAGUUCUACUACGACUUUGUGCGGAACUUUGACCAGGCGGAUCUUUAG